CCAGCGACUACGCGGAAAUUUUUCCGCGCUUUCAACGCUAAAAUCUCGCGAAUUAAACCAGAGUGGCGGGAGCUUGUGUCAGAAGGGGGCUUUUGGAGGAAGAGCAAGAUUAAGAGGUAUGGAGUUUAAACGCCGUAAUGGUGGCCCUCCCAUGGGAGGUUCGUCCCAAGCCAAGCGAGGUAAAGUGAAUGGCGAAUGGGAGGAUAGUCCAUCCCAGUUUGAGGAAGAAUUGUUGAUGUUUGACGAGGCAGAGAUGGAUAUGGAGGACAUGGAGGGACAGGCAGGACAUGAUGUCAUUCCUGUUGGUGACCUUUUCUCAGCAGACCUAAACCCACGUUGGAGGAGACCUCAUGCCCCCACACUGGACCCAUCCUCUGAAACAUUAGUGUUCCAGCAGAUUGAUCUAGACUAUUACCUCGGUAACUCUGUAGCUGGCAUGCCAGGCCAAUCACAAGCAAAAGUACCAAUCAUUCGGAUGUUUGGUGUAACUGACAGCGGCAACAGUGUGUGCUGUCAUGUUCACGGCUUUGCGCCUUACUUCUAUGUUCCUGCACCAAGCGGAUUUUCAUCUAACUACCUCGGUGAAUUUAAAAGAGAGUUGAACUCUGUGGUUCUUAAGGACAUGCGCUCCAAUAAGGACAAUAUCUCCAUCACGGUGCUUGCUGUGGACAUCUGCCGCAAAGAGAGCAUGUACGGUUACCACGGGCAGCGCAGCCUGGAUUUCUUGCGGAUUACGAUGGCGAUGCCUCGUCUCAUCGCGCCUGCAAAGCGACUGCUGGAACAGGGCUUUAAGUUUGGACCAUUUCCAGUCCAGAGCUACCAGGCCUAUGAGGCCAACAUAGAUUUUGAAAUUAGGUUCAUGGUGGACAGUGAUGUAGUUGGAUGCUGCUGGAUUGAACUUCCCAAAGGAAAGUACAGAAUGCGUGAGGAGAAGAGCUCGGCGGCCACAGAUUCUCUGACUCCAGGAAAGGUCUCUUUCUGUCAGUAUGAAGUAGAUGUUGGAUGGACAGACUUGAUAAGUCACCCUGCAGAAGGAGAGUGGCAGAAGAUCGCUCCACUCAGGGUCCUUAGCUUUGACAUAGAGUGCGCAGGAAGGAAGGGAAUCUUUCCAGAAGCGGAUAAGGAUCCAGUGAUUCAGAUAGCCUCUAUGGUCCAACGGCAGGGUGAGAGCGAGCCGUUCAUCCGGACUGUUUUCACCCUCCAGUCCUGCGCUAGCAUCGUUGGCUCGCAGAUCUUAUGCUUUACUCAGGAGAAAAAGCUUCUAGAGAGCUGGGCGGAGUUUUUGAGGACUGUGGAUCCAGACAUCAUCACCGGAUACAACAUCCAGAACUUUGACUUUCCCUACUUGCUCAACAGAGCAGCUGCUUUGAAGGUGAAUUACUUCCCAUACUUGGGCCGAAUGCGAGGCGUCAAAUCAGUUCUGCGAGAUUCAAGUUUCCAGAGUAAGCAGAUGGGACGCAGAGAGAACAAGACCAUUAACAUGGAGGGUCGAGUUCAGUUUGACCUGCUGCAGGUUCUUCUCAGGGAUUAUAAACUGCGCUCCUACACGCUGAACGCUGUCAGUUUCCAUUUUUUGCAAGAACAGAAGGAAGAUGUGCAGCACUCUAUCAUCACCGAUCUGCAGAAUGGAAACGAACAAACGCGGCGUCGCCUUGCUGUCUACUGCCUGAAAGAUGCCUACCUUCCGCUCCGCCUGCUGCAGAAACUGAUGUGCGUGAUCAAUUACAUGGAGAUGGCCAGAGUAACCGGCGUGCCUCUCACCUACCUGCUCUCAAGAGGACAGCAAAUCAAGGUUGUCUCUCAGCUGCUGCGACAGGCUAUGAAACAGGACCUGGUAAUGCCUGUGGUGAGGACAGAGGGGGGAGAAGACUACACAGGAGCAACAGUCAUCGAGCCAGAGAAAGGGUAUGUGCCUCUGUGUCCAAAGGUCUCCUGCUCUCCAGGGGGGUACAGAUUAUUAAAAGCAUUUUUUUCCUGUAGAUAUUACAGCGUUCCUAUCGCCACGCUGGACUUUUCCUCCUUGUAUCCGUCCAUCAUGAUGGCUCACAAUCUGUGCUACACUACCUUGCUGCAGAAAGGCUCUGCUGAAAAACUGGGACUGUCUUCAGAUGACUUCAUCAAGACCCCCACAGGCGACCAGUUUGUGAAGAGCUCUGUGAGGAAAGGUCUUCUUCCAGAGAUCCUGGAGAACCUGCUGUCUGCCCGAAAGAGGGCUAAAUCAGAGCUAAAGAAGGAAACUGACCCUUUCAAGAAGCAGGUGCUGGAUGGUCGACAGUUAGCCCUGAAAAUCAGCGCCAACUCGGUGUACGGCUUCACCGGGGCCCAGGUGGGCAAAUUGCCCUGCCUGGAAAUCUCGCAGAGUGUCACUGGUUUUGGAAGACAGAUGAUUGAGAAAACCAAACAGCUGGUGGAGUCCAAAUACACCCUUUCCAACGGCUACCUAGCAGAUGCUAAGGUCAUCUACGGCGACACUGACUCCGUCAUGGUUAAACUUGGUGUCACCACCGUGAAGGAAGCCAUGGAAAUUGGGAGGGAAGCAGCUGAGUGGGUGUCGUCCCAUUUUACACCUCCCAUCAAACUGGAGUUUGAGAAGGUGUACUACCCAUACCUAUUGAUCAACAAGAAGCGCUAUGCAGGCUUGUAUUUCUCCUCCAGUCCAGACACUCAUGACAAGAUGGACUGUAAAGGCAUUGAGACAGUCCGCAGAGACAACUGCCCUCUAGUGGCCAACCUCAUCAACACUUGUCUACAAAAGAUCCUCAUUGACAGAGAUCCUCAAGGCGCAGUGGAACAUGCAAAAGAAGUGAUCUCAGACCUGCUGUGCAAUCGCAUCGACAUCAGUCAGUUGGUUAUAACGAAGGAGCUAACGCGUACAGCCCAGGAGUAUGCUGGCAAGCAGGCACACGUGGAGCUGGCUGAAAGAAUGAGAAAAAGGGAUGCAGGUAGUGCCCCAAACCUGGGAGACAGAGUCCCCUACGUCAUCAUCAAGGCUACAAAGGGAGUAGCGGCGUACAUGAAGUCAGAGGACCCAAUCUAUGUGCUGGAGAACAACAUCCCCAUCGACACCCAAUACUACCUGGAGCAGCAGCUCUCCAAACCCCUGCUGAGAAUAUUUGAGCCCAUCCUGGGGGAGACCAAGGCGGAGAGUGUCCUGCUAAAGGGCGACCACACCCGCUGUAAGACUGUUUUGACCUCGAAGGUUGGAGGCCUCAUGGCAUUUGCUCAGAAGAGAAGCACCUGCAUCGGAUGCAAAGCUGUCCUCAAGACUGAUGCGGCCGUGUGUGAUUUCUGCAAAAAGAAGGAAUCUGAACUUUAUCAAAAAGAGAUCUUCCACCUGAACACGUUAGAGGAGCGUUUCUCCCGCCUGUGGACUCAAUGCCAGCGCUGUCAGGGCUCCCUUCAUGAGGACGUGCUGUGCACCAGCCGAGAUUGCCCAAUCUUCUACAUGAGGAAGAAGGUUCAGAAGGAUCUGGAUGACCAGAGCAAGCUGGUGUCUCGAUUUGGAUGGUGAUAAAAAACCACAUCCUGAAUGCGAAGCGGAGCUCUGAUCCUCUCUGUAUUUUCUGUCUUUUUGUGUCUGUAAAAAUGUCUCACAAUUUUUCAUCUUUUCUAUGAAUACAUUUAUUAGUAGUGCCUUUUGUUUGUAAAAUAAAUUGAAACCAUUAGCUGUUGUCAA
Molecule: messenger RNA, 3676 nt
Organism: Cyprinodon variegatus (sheepshead minnow)
Lineage: Eukaryota; Metazoa; Chordata; Actinopteri; Cyprinodontiformes; Cyprinodontidae
Gene: pold1
Product: polymerase (DNA directed), delta 1, catalytic subunit
Exons: 26
Coding region: 119-3511 (1130 amino acids)
Biological process (GO): DNA replication proofreading; nucleotide-excision repair, DNA gap filling; DNA-templated DNA replication
Cellular component (GO): delta DNA polymerase complex
Molecular function (GO): nucleotide binding; 3'-5'-DNA exonuclease activity; DNA binding
Source: RefSeq, a predicted model, not a curated record